Molecule: messenger RNA, 843 nt
Organism: Gilbertella persicaria
Lineage: Eukaryota; Fungi; Mucoromycota; Mucoromycetes; Mucorales; Choanephoraceae
Exons: 4
Coding region: 1-843 (280 amino acids)
Cellular component (GO): nucleus
Source: RefSeq, a predicted model, not a curated record
AUGUGUUAUCCUGCUUAUAGUGGCUAUAGUCAACAACCAUCAGAAGAGCAUGCUUACCCUUAUUCUCCAUCUACUCGAACAACUCAUCUACCUAAUUUCAACUACAAGCAUAACGAAACUAAUGAGAAAUCAUCUAGUCAUUUCCGCCCUGUCUACAGAGAUACAUCACCCAUGAACUCACCAAUACAAUACAACAAUGGAUUUCAUUCGGAUAUGGUCUAUCAUAACAACACAACACUUCCACCAUUGAAUACAUCUCCACAACUGAACAGACCAAGAGAAAGAUGGAUACCUGAUGAUCGGUCGAAUGAAAAGCAGCCUGAUCCUACUGUAUUAGCGCAGUAUCCACCCAUGCAGAGUCGUGAAGAACGCAAAGAAGGUAUCCAUAGUGACAUUGGACCUUAUGGUUGUGGUGUCAUGGGUUGCUUUGCUAGUUUCUCUGCUUCCAAUGGCUUGUUUUACCAUAUGAAAUCAGCACAUCCUAACCUGGAAGAGAUCUAUAAACCUUAUCGUUGUGCUAUGCCUAACUGUCCUAAACGAUACAAGAACAUCAAUGGUCUUCAGUACCAUUUAAGAGAAGCCAAAGGAUCUUCUGGUCAUGGUAAUGUUACAGCAGAAGAUUCGAAUGCAAAACCAUAUCAAUGUUCAGUGGUAGGAUGUAAGAAAGCAUAUCGUACGGCGAAUGGAUUACGUUAUCAUCAACAGAACGGACAUACAGUUCAACCCAUGCCCAUGAUGGAUGCUAACAUCAUGCCAAUGUCAUCCAUGAUCAACAUGCCCAGACAACAUUAUCAACAACAACAACAACAAAGAGAAAAAUGGCAAUCAAAUAAUCAUAUUUAG